This is a messenger RNA of Procambarus clarkii (red swamp crayfish), 915 nucleotides long. Lineage: Eukaryota; Metazoa; Arthropoda; Malacostraca; Decapoda; Cambaridae. The record is from RefSeq and is a predicted model, not a curated record.
AUGUGGAGUGUUGCAACGUCCGACCUGCAGAGUGUCUACGACAGUGUCUACGACAGGGUCUACGACAGUGUCUACGACAGUGUCUACGACAGGGUCUACGACAGGGUCUACGACAGUGCCUACGACAGUGUCUACGACAGUGCCUACGACAGGGUCUACGACAGUGUCUACGACAGUGUCUACGACAGGGUCUACGACAGGGUCUACGACAGUGUUUACGACAGUGUCUACGACAGGGUCUACGACAGUGUCUACGACAGGGUCUACGACAGUGUCUACGACAGUGCCUACGACAGGGUCUACGACAGUGUCUACGACAGUGUCUACGACAGGGUCUACGACAGGGUCUACGACAGUGUUUACGACAGUGUCUACGACAGGGUCUACGACAGUGUCUACGACAGUGUCUACGACAGGGUCUACGACAGGGUCUACGACAGGGUCCACGACAGUGUCUACGACAGUGUCUACGACAGGGUCUACGACAGUGUCUACGACAGUGUCUACGACAGGGUCUACGACAGUGUUUACGACAGUGUCUACGACAGGGUCUACGACAGUGUCUACGACAGUGUCUACGACAGGGUCUACGACAGUGCCUACGACAGGGUCUACGACAGGGUCUACGACAGUGUCUACGACAGGGUCUACGACAGGGUCUACGACAGUGCCUACGACAGGGUCUACGACAGUGCCUACGACAGGGUCUACGACAGUGUCUACGACAGGGGUCUACGACAGUGUCUACGACAGGGUCUACGACAGUGUCUACGACAGUGUCUACGACAGUGUCUACGACAGGGUCUACGACAGGGUCUACGACAGGGUCUACGACAGUGUCUACGACAGUGUCUACGACAGGGGUCGGCUGGGGUCGUAACGAGCCAACUACCUUCCUCAGGGGGAAAUAUUUAA